AUGUCUGAACAGUCAGGUAAAAAAUCUAUUUCCUCAGUUUAUGAAGAGGAACUAGCGAAAGCUAAAAAGCUAAUGGCUAAACUAGAACAUAUAGAAAUUGAUUUAUAUGAGGAAUCUAUAAAAUUAAAUAUAUUAAAAAAAAAUUCAAAUGUGGAGAUAUAUAAAAAAAUAAUUCAAGAGAUAUAA
Messenger RNA from Plasmodium adleri (nom. inval.), 186 nucleotides. Its product is annotated as conserved Plasmodium protein, unknown function. The record is from RefSeq and is a predicted model, not a curated record. The transcript has 3 exons. Lineage: Eukaryota; Apicomplexa; Aconoidasida; Haemosporida; Plasmodiidae. The coding region runs from base 1 to 186 and encodes 61 amino acids.